AUGGGUACAGAGCCCAUACCUGAGCAAGGAGCAGCAUCCGCAGAAGGAAAAGUGAUAGAAGCUGAAGAAAAAGCAAAAGAAGACAUUGACAGUGGCCUAGAUGGUUCAGACGCCCCGGGCCCCAUAUAUGAGGAAAGCGACGAACCUGAUGAGGACAGCGAUGAUAGUCAUGGAGAACCAGAAGAGCAACAGCAGGAGCAACAGCAGGAGCAACAGCCCCGCCGGGCCAACAUCCGGCGUCCACAGCCACGGAACAGGCGUCCGAUGGCCCAACGUUUCACAUUCACCGUGAUGCAGAUGCAGGAGCUGGAGCGCAUUUUUCACCGCUACCCCUAUCCGGACAGGUGCUUGAGACAGGACAUUGCAAGACACAUGCAUGUGACUGAAGCCCGGGUGCAGGUCAGUAAACCUGAAUAA
Messenger RNA from Myotis davidii, 417 nucleotides. Its product is annotated as rhox homeobox family member 1. The transcript is spliced from 2 exons. Bases 1 to 417 code for a protein of 138 amino acids. Gene Ontology annotation, biological process: regulation of transcription by RNA polymerase II. The record is from RefSeq and is a predicted model, not a curated record. Lineage: Eukaryota; Metazoa; Chordata; Mammalia; Chiroptera; Vespertilionidae. Gene Ontology annotation, molecular function: RNA polymerase II transcription regulatory region sequence-specific DNA binding; DNA-binding transcription factor activity, RNA polymerase II-specific.